UUUUGAAGAAAUCACAGCUAUCUGAAUUUAACAAUCUAAUGUAAUUUCUAAGUUCUAGUGCCCUGAGGAAAAUAUAAUUCAACUCAGAAAUUGAAUGUGAAAAAUCCAAAAUGACGCUUAAGCGGUUGUAUUUAGGAAAAUGCAUCGAAGACUUGGACAAAUUAUACACUGUACAAGACCUGAAAUCGAAAAGAGCCACCGCGUUAUGCAAAACUGCCCAGAAACUUUUGGAGUCGGCAGACGAGGCGCAUGACAAAGGUGAUGAGGAGCUCUCCUACGUCCAGUACAUGAAGUAUUUACGUGUCGUCACGUAUAUAACUAAGGACAAGGAGUACCAGAAGGAUAAACCAUACUUCACCAGCAUGAUUGGAGCCAAAAAUCCAAAUAAAGCUAUGGAUGCAGCUGAGAAGUUGAAAAGUAGCUUGAUUGGCAGAUAUGAGAUGGAACAGAAAGCUAGACGUCUGAAUGACAUACAAGAAAACGAGAUUGUUAAACAAAAGAUUGAAGAGGAAAGAAAAAAGGCAAUGGAAAUCACCCCCGUUAGUGAACUGCCAGGACCCGACGAGGUCAUGAUAACCAGUGAGCAACUGUACUCCAUACUGAAGAGUGGAAAGCUUAAGGUUAUGAUACUUGACGCGAGGCCCUUGAAGGAUUACCAGGACUCACACAUCAACCAUUCUACCUGUAUCAGUGUGCCUGAGGAGAGGAUUUCUCCUGGUCAAUCUGCAAAUGUGCUGGAACAAAACCUGCCCCCGGAGUCACAGGUGGUGUGGGCUCAACGUGCUAGCAUGGAUCUAAUUGUGAUGCUGGACUGGCAUAGCACAGCGCUCAUUCCGGGGAAAAAGCUGCACCUACUGAAGACUAUACUGCUCAGGUGGGACGUCCGUGUGCAGUACGCGCACGAGCCGGUCGGGCUGCUGCGCGGGUACGAGGAUUGGCUGCUGAAAUAUCCGGCGCUCACCACGAAUCCCCGCGCGCGACCGCCGCAGCACCACGACCUGGACGCCCACAUGCUCGAUGACAUUGAUUACCCAAACUGGGCUGAUCUAAGUCCCCCGGUGCUGACAACUGUGAAACCUGCCAAGCCUGGCGAGCCCACGGUAGAUAGAAGCAGCAAGAUGGCGGCGGUGCAGCAUUACACCGAGCGGGCGAAGUCUCUAGCCGGCUUGCUGCAAGAGAGACAGCGAGUAGCCGACACCUCCCUCACCUUGGAGAUGCAGAGAAUACGGGCCGAACAGGACUGGGAGAAGGUCCGGCAACAGCAGGAGCAGACGCAGCAGGUGGACCUGAGGUCGGAGUACGAGCUGCGCGAGCAGGAGAUCAUCUCGCAGCUCAUGCAGCUCGAGAACAAGCAGUACGACAUGGAGCAGGAGAACCAGGCCCUCCGCGAGCAGUUGGAGGAGUACCAGCGGCGGGAGCGCGAGGAGGCGGCGCGGCUCGCGGACGCGCUGACGCGGGACCCCGACCCCGGCGCGGCCGCCGCGGAGGCGUCGUCGGAGCGGGCGAUGGCGGUGGCUCAGGCGCGACUCGACGCGGUGGCGGUGCAGCGGGCGCGGCUCCAUCAGGAGCGGGAGGCGCUGGAGGCGGAGCGGAAACGGAAGUUGGCCGAUGCGAGGCGGCAGAAACCGGUGCAGCAGAGGGUCGAUGAUGAUGAUAUGGGCUCCUCCGACGCGGCCGGCUCGGCGGGACUCAACCGGUCGCAGUCCUCGCCCAAUAUCGCGAAGGUGUCAUCGGACGAGGAGGAGGCGACGCCGCAGUUCGACCGCAGCACCAAGCCCAGCAAGGUGGCGCCGUCCAGCGAGCUGCGCCAGCGGGACUUCCAGCCCGUCUGGGGCGCCGUGGGCCGUGGGCUGACGGGUCUGAAGAACCUGGGCAACACGUGCUAUAUGAACUCGAUAAUACAGUGCCUGAACAACACGAAUAUACUCGUCUCCUACUUCUGUAACGGGAAGUACCUCGAGUGUAUUAACAGAUCGCACAGCACACGCGGCGCUAUAGCCGAGGAGCUGGCGGCGGUGGUGCGCGCGCUGUGGUCCGGACAGUACAGGUUCAUCGCCGCCAAGGACCUCCGGAACGAGGUGGGCAGACACCAGCGCGCGUUCCGGGGCAGUGAGCAGCAGGACUCGCACGAGUUCCUCACCAUCCUCAUGGACUGGCUCCACCUGGACCUGCAGUUCACCAUCAAACCACCCAACAAGGAGUCGCUAAGCCCCGCGGAGCGUGCGUGGGUGGAGUACACGCGAGCGCGCGAGAGCCUUGUGCUGCGGCUCUUCUACGGGCAGAUGCGGUCCACUGUCCGCUGCACGGUCUGCGCCGCCGCCUCCGUCACCUACGACUCCUUCUCCAACCUGUCGCUGGAGCUGCCGCCGCGCGCGCCGCGCUGCACGCUCGCGGAUUGUCUCAAACUGUACUUGAACGGUGAGACAAUACCGGGCUGGAAUUGCCCCAACUGCAAAGAGAAGCGUGAUGCGGUCAAGAAGCUCGACAUAUCCCGUCUUCCGCCGGUCCUAGUCAUCCAUUUUAAGAGAUUCUACGUAGAUCCCAAGGAGUAUAUGUGUAAUACUUACAGAAAAAAGCAGACUUUCAUCGAUUUUCCACUAGAAGACCUAGACAUGAGGCAGUUUUCGCUGCAGUCGUCUGAUAACCCGUCUUUUUACAAUUUAUACGCUGUGUCAAACCAUUACGGUUCGAUGGAAGGGGGCCAUUAUACCGCAUACUGCAAAAGCAGUGAAUUCGGAAAAUGGCACAAGUUUGACGACCAUGUCGUGACAGAGAUUCCGCCGAGCGAAGUGAAAUCCAGCGCCGCGUACAUACUCUUUUACACCGAGUCGUGAUACACACACAGCGGCAGUAUACGGAUAUAUUUUUGUACAGUAGAACUGUGGAGAAUGAUUUCAUUGUAUGUGUGUAAAAAAGUUUCACACGAUUUUAACAUUUAUAUUGUUAACUCCAACUGAACUCACAGAAUGUAAGUUAUAUGCGGCCUUCUCACGUUGGCCAAUGUCCCAUGACAAAAGAGGGGCAUAUACAACAUGACUGGUGAGACAUUUUCAAUACUCGACGACGUGAUA
Messenger RNA from Aricia agestis (brown argus), 3071 nucleotides. RefSeq names its product ubiquitin carboxyl-terminal hydrolase 8 (gene Usp8). The record is from RefSeq and is a predicted model, not a curated record. Gene Ontology annotation, biological process: protein deubiquitination. Lineage: Eukaryota; Metazoa; Arthropoda; Insecta; Lepidoptera; Lycaenidae. Gene Ontology annotation, molecular function: cysteine-type deubiquitinase activity. The coding region runs from base 111 to 2834 and encodes 907 amino acids. The transcript is spliced from 19 exons.